AGGUUCUUAGGACCACAUUUAGAAACUGGCAAAUUGUUCAAGAGUCUAAACUCUUAAGCACUGACGCCAGCACUUUGAAGAUGACACAGUCUGCACUCCCGAAGUCCAGGCCGCCUGCCCCGGUUCCUCCCUACAACCCCUUUUGGACUGCACUGUAGUAGGCAGAAUCCGCCCAGCAGUUGCUAGGAUACGUCGGGCCGUUACUCAGGCGCGGACUGAUGACGUAGCCAAUGCUUCCGGUCCCUGGGUUGUCGCUUCGAUGGGAGCCAGGUCAGUGGGCUGUGCCCGCAGGCGGACCCUACGCUGAGCACCUCGAGGCGUGGGGUGUUCUCUGCCAGAGGGGCCAUCUGGAUUGUGCCGGACCCGUGACUCGCCGUUGCUUUCUUCCCAGCAUAAGCCGCUGGAUCCCCAGCGCACCCCUGGAACAGCCCACUUGCCCUGGACGAACCCCUCAGCAGCCACAGAUUGUCCUUGAGGAGAAUGCUGGGUUCAGCUAUGUGGACCUAGUGGAGGGGUUACAUGAUGGACACUUCUACGCCCUGAAGCGAAUCCUGUGUCAUGAGCAGCAGGACCAGGAGGAAGCCCAGCGAGAAGCAGACAUGCAUCGCCUCUUCCAUCACCCCAACAUCCUUCACCUUGUGGCUUACUGUCUGAAAGAGUGGGGCACAAAGCAUGAGGCCUGGCUGCUUCUACCCUUCUACAAGAAAGGCACGCUGUGGAGUGAGAUAGAAAGGCUGAAGGACAAGGGCAACUUCCUGAGUGAGGAGCAAAUCCUUUGGCUGCUGCUGGGUAUCUGCAGAGGCCUUGAAGCUAUUCACGCCAAAGGUUAUGCCCACAGGGACUUGAAGCCCACCAAUAUCUUGCUUGGAGAUGAGGGGCAGCCAGUCUUAAUGGACUUAGGUUCCAUGAAUCAAGCACGUAUCCAUGUGGAGGGUUCCCGACAGGCCCUGACCCUGCAGGACUGGGCAGCCCAGCGGUGCACCAUCUCCUACCGUGCCCCAGAGCUCUUCACUGUGCAGAGCCAUUGUGUCAUCGAUGAGCGGACUGAUGUCUGGUCCCUAGGUUGUGUGCUUUAUGCCAUGAUGUUUGGGGAAGGUCCUUAUGACAUGGUGUUCCAGAAGGGUGACAGUGUGGCUCUUGCUGUGCAGAACCAACUUAUCAUCCCCCAGAGUUCCAGGCAUUCUUCAGCAAUGCGGCAGCUGCUGGCCUCCAUGAUGAUGGUGGACCCCCAGAAGCGCCCUCACAUUCCUCUCCUCCUCAGCCAGUUGGAGGCUCUGCAGCCCCCAACUACUGGCCAGCACACUACCCAGAUCUGAAGAAACCAGAGGCCACCUUGAGAGGAUGGCCCUUCAUGCUUUGGAAAGAGGCUCUCAUCCCUCAUCGGAGCUCUACCCAUUCUGUUAGGAUUGCUCUUAUGGUUGGGGACAGAGGGUGGGGACUAUUAUCCCUAUCCUGUUUCUCAGUCCCCUUCUGCUCUUACCCCCACUGCUCAGGCAAGGACCCGGACGGGCUGGACCAGGGCGAAAGUGAGAAAAUGUGGUACGUGGCUCUGAGCUGGACUGCUGGGCUUGUAUCAUGGUUAACUUCCAAAUCUGGGAGCAGGAGAAUAAAGUGAAAGCAGGUUACUGUGGA
Octodon degus (degu) is the source of this 1632-nucleotide messenger RNA. It is a transcript of the gene Stk16, whose product is annotated as serine/threonine kinase 16. The transcript is spliced from 9 exons. Gene Ontology annotation, cellular component: Golgi apparatus; cytoplasm. Gene Ontology annotation, biological process: protein phosphorylation. Lineage: Eukaryota; Metazoa; Chordata; Mammalia; Rodentia; Octodontidae. The coding region runs from base 231 to 1316 and encodes 361 amino acids. The record is from RefSeq and is a predicted model, not a curated record. Gene Ontology annotation, molecular function: protein serine/threonine kinase activity; ATP binding.